This is a messenger RNA of Dipodomys ordii (Ord's kangaroo rat), 1019 nucleotides long. It is a transcript of the gene Spsb1, whose product is annotated as splA/ryanodine receptor domain and SOCS box containing 1. NCBI's taxonomy places the organism in Eukaryota, Metazoa, Chordata, Mammalia, Rodentia, Heteromyidae. Gene Ontology annotation, biological process: proteasome-mediated ubiquitin-dependent protein catabolic process. The record is from RefSeq and is a predicted model, not a curated record. Bases 187 to 1008 code for a protein of 273 amino acids. Gene Ontology annotation, cellular component: SCF ubiquitin ligase complex. The transcript has 2 exons. Gene Ontology annotation, molecular function: protein binding.
CCUGCUCACAGGCCUCCUGUUUCUCUUUCCAUCCAUUAGGCAAUACUGAGUGCUCCACAACGCGCGAGGUCUCCUAGCAACCUUCCUGAGGAAUUCUGCCUGGCCCCGAUUAGAAAACUGGAGCCGAGGCCCCGAGAUUGAUGAGUUUGCCUUGGGAGACGGUGAGAAGGUGAAGCCGAGGUAGAUAUGGGUCAGAAGGUCACCGGAGGAAUCAAGACGGUGGACAUGCGGGACCCCACAUACCGCCCCCUGAAGCAGGAGCUCCAGGGGCUGGAUUACUGCAAGCCCACCCGACUGGACCUGCUGCUGGACAUGCCCCCCGUGUCCCACGACAUACAGCUGCUCCACUCGUGGAACAACAACGACCGCUCGCUCAACGUCUUCGUGAAGGAGGACGACAAGCUGAUCUUCCACCGGCACCCGGUGGCCCAGAGCACGGACGCUAUCAGGGGCAAAGUGGGGUACACGCGCGGGCUGCACGUGUGGCAGAUCACGUGGGCCAUGAGGCAACGAGGCACGCAUGCGGUGGUGGGCGUGGCCACGGCCGACGCCCCCUUACACUCCGUGGGGUACACGACCCUUGUGGGCAAUAACCAUGAGUCCUGGGGCUGGGACUUGGGGCGCAACCGGCUCUACCACGAUGGCAAGAACCAGCCAAGCAAAACAUACCCGGCCUUCCUGGAGCCAGAUGAGACGUUCAUCGUGCCCGACUCCUUCCUCGUGGCCCUGGACAUGGACGAUGGGACCCUGAGCUUCAUUGUGGAUGGACAGUACAUGGGCGUGGCUUUCCGUGGACUCAAAGGCAAAAAACUGUAUCCUGUAGUCAGCGCCGUCUGGGGCCACUGCGAGAUCCGCAUGCGCUACUUGAAUGGACUCGAUCCGGAGCCCCUGCCGCUCAUGGACCUCUGCCGACGCUCCGUGCGCCUGGCCCUGGGGAAGGAGCGCCUGGGCGCCAUCCCCACACUGCCGUUGCCUGCCUCCCUCAAGGCCUACCUCCUCUACCAGUGACGCGCCCCAGG